Camelina sativa (false flax) is the source of this 1197-nucleotide messenger RNA. Lineage: Eukaryota; Viridiplantae; Streptophyta; Magnoliopsida; Brassicales; Brassicaceae. The record is from RefSeq and is a predicted model, not a curated record.
AUUACUAUUAGGUUCAUAUCCCCAAAUUAAAACUUUUAGCAAAUUCUCUCCCUUUCAAAAUUACACAAGUUCCCUAAUCGAUUAGAACAACUUCUUUGAUCAAUAAUCAUCCCAGAUCGAACUUUCAGAUUCAGGGGUUUUUCAUCUUUUGUCAAAAAAAAAAGUAAAAUCCUUUGAGGGGGUUUUAGGAUAAUUUGCUCUGCGUUACAAAAUGUCUACAGGUGUUUGCGGUAAACGGGUUGGGUAUGAUGAUUACUUCGGCUCUUCAUCUUCCCCGACCAAUAAGAGAUCCAAAUGGUCCACCUUUGGAUCGCCGAUCCGUUCUUCUGAAACCGGCUCUGGAUCCGAUGACCCGGUUGCAUCUUUGAUCCAUAUGUUCCCUACCAUGGAUCCUGAGUUUGUCAGAGAGGUUCUGAGCAACAAGAACAAUGUGUUUGAAGAGGCAAAAGAGAGUUUGAGCUCAAUUUCCUUCAAUGGCAAUUUGGAUAGAACAGACGCUAGUAGCUCCGUUGAUGGUUCUGUGGGAAGUUGGAGGGAUGAGGAUAUGGUUGACGGAGCUAAAUGGGUCGAUAGACUUGUAUCCGAGAUGUCAAAGGCGAAAAACAUUGAUGAUAUGAGGCAACGUGUUGUGGUGAUCUUAGAAGCUGUAGAGAGAAUCAUUAAGCACAACACCAAUGCCUCAAAGAAGCUUGAAUAUGCGUCAUUAAAGGACACUCUACAGAGUUUGAUCAAUGAUAACCAAAUCUUGAAACGGGCCAUUGCGAGUCAACACCAGCGUAGCUCUGAAAACGAAGAGAAGGCCAAAGAAGUACAUCAUUUGAAAGGCGUGGUGGGGCAAUACCAAGAACAGGUUCAUAAGCUAGAGCUAAGCAACUACGCCUUGAAACUCCAUCUUCAAAGGUCACAACAACAAAAACAAAGUUCUUUCUCAGGGAAUCUGCCUCCAGACGUUUACUGAAACCAAAAUGACUACAUAUAUAAGCAUAACUGUAACAGGGACGACUCAUGAAUCUUCUCGAUCCGGUUCAGAAGUUUUCCAAUUCUUUUGAGUAUAUUUGUCUUCUUCUGAAACUGUUUGUGAGAGUACGUAUACGUUGGAGAAUCUAUCUAUAAUUUUUAUGUUUACAUUGCCUAGUGUUUCUACUUUUGUGUGUUGACCAAACUUUGAGUUUGACAUAUUGUUUUCCUUCAUAAAGA